Molecule: messenger RNA, 1548 nt
Organism: Guyanagaster necrorhizus
Lineage: Eukaryota; Fungi; Basidiomycota; Agaricomycetes; Agaricales; Physalacriaceae
Exons: 6
Coding region: 1-1548 (515 amino acids)
Biological process (GO): riboflavin biosynthetic process
Molecular function (GO): GTP cyclohydrolase II activity
Source: RefSeq, a predicted model, not a curated record
AUGCCAGCCUCUGAAGAAGUAUUGUCGCAGAUUCUAGCCCAGUUGCAGGCGCUCCAAGUGUCCCAGCAGACGUUGCAAGCAAAGUUGGAUGCAGUUACAGAUGGGAAAAUAAAGCCAGCAACUCCUGAGCGCCGUAGUACUCCUAUCCCUACCCCUCCUUCGACCAGCGAUAUCGCCUCCAAGGGUUCAUUGUCCUCAAGCCCUCCUUCACGUAUGAAAACCGACAAGGAACGUGAGAAAGUUCUGUAUCCAGGCAGAGUUAACCUUACCACCUACCCGGACCAGCAUGGCAUCGCACCUCACCCUCUCAUCUGGGGUGCCGCGGACCCUACUACCCGUGGUCCAGUCAUAUGUUCGCGUCUUCCAUCGUCCAUCAAGCAGCGCAAUGCUCUGGGUGCUCAUUCUGGAUCCUACUCCAUCUAUCGUGCUCUCUCUGUCGCAAUGGGUAGUCUGUCUUUGACUCACAAGCCCGACUACAACCUUACCGAUCCCCCGGUUUCUAUUCCUCCACAGCCUUCCUGGGCCGAUCCCAAGAAAAUUGUUUCCUUCGAUCCAUGGGGUCAUCUUGUUCCGUCCGUAUUCAAGAAGGAAGUGGAAGAACUCGGUCUGGACGCCAGGCCCAGUAUUGCCAUCACCAAGGCUCACAUGAAGUUGAGUGAGAUCGACGAUAGCGUAAGAAAGGGAACCCUCGAAGUGGACGGUAAGAUUCUCCUCAAGAGUCGCCCAUUGCUGGAUGAGACGGGCAAGGUUUGUGAAUCUGAUCCCGGGGUGGAAAUGAAAGUGAGUAAGGCCGCAGUGGAGCCUGUUUGGUUCCUCCCUGGUGUUGCAGAGCGCUUCCAAAUAUCCGAGAGUCUUCUCCGUCGCGCCCUGUUUGAAGAAACAGGCGGAAUGUACCCUGAACUCAUCACUCGGCCCGAUAUCAAAGUUUUCCUCCCUCCCAUCGGUGGCAUGACCGUGUACAUCUUCGGAGACCCCGCGUUCAUGUCCGACGAGAGCAAGGUUCUAACUCUUCGUGUUCACGACGAGUGCAAUGGAUCCGACGUGUUCGGCUCAGAUAUCUGCACAUGUAAACCAUACCUUAUCUACGCCAUCGAAGAGUGCGUUCGCACCGCACAGCAAGGUGGCGUCGGUGUUGUGGUGUAUUUCCGGAAGGAGGGCCGCGCUCUUGGGGAAGUGACGAAGUACCUUGUCUACAACCUGCGAAAGCGUGGUGGUGAUUCCGCGGACAAAUACUUCAAGUCGACUGAACUCAUUGCCGGUGUUAAGGACAUGCGAUUCCAGGCGUUGAUGCCCGACGUUCUCCAUUGGCUCGGAGUCAAGAAGAUUGACAACAUGGUUUCGAUGAGUGACAUGAAAUAUGAUGCCAUCGUGAAUAGCGGUAUUCCCAUCCUCAAGCGAUAUGAUAUUCCUGACCACUUGAUUCCUCCUGACUCGCGCGUUGAGAUCGAUGCUAAGAUCGCCUCAGGCUAUUUCUCCAGCGGCAAACAAGUCACCGAGAAGGACCUGGUCAAAACUGUCGGCAGGACUUGGGAGGAGACGGAACAUUAG